AUGCUGCUCAUUUCCUGGUUUACGGGUCCGUGGUUUAAUUCCUCUAUUCUCUCCCUGGGAUUCACUAUUGCUCGCGCUUUUCCAGCUCCUCGCCCACCAGGCUACCCGUGUGUUCGAGAGUUACUGGAACCCAAGACAGAAUUCUUGACAAACACAUAUAUACGUCCUAAGGAUGAACCUGCCACGUGGUUUUGCACACUAUGCGAAAUUCCUAGCCAAAGCUGUGAUGAUUUCGUCAACCAUCUCAAGAGCACAUUUCAUUCACAACAACUCGUCUAUUCCAACCUGGUGUUUGUAGACGAGAACAAUCGUUGUUUCCAUUUUUCCCGUUUCUCUCCUCCUCAUCCUGUCUUGUGGGAUAACUCUAUGACCAUCCCCUGGAUCAAGGGAGAUCUUAUGUACUGUCUCUCUGACCCCGCAUUCAACCGCAUAUUAUAUAUGGGAUCAAAUGCACCACGACGUCGGUAG
Arabis nemorensis is the source of this 468-nucleotide messenger RNA. The record is from the annotation of a GenBank genome assembly. NCBI's taxonomy places the organism in Eukaryota, Viridiplantae, Streptophyta, Magnoliopsida, Brassicales, Brassicaceae.